Molecule: messenger RNA, 1332 nt
Organism: Iphiclides podalirius (scarce swallowtail)
Lineage: Eukaryota; Metazoa; Arthropoda; Insecta; Lepidoptera; Papilionidae
Source: the annotation of a GenBank genome assembly
AUGUUUCCGCUAACGCCGCCAGUUGUGAAACGACUUUUAGAGUGGAAAAAAGGUCCUGAAGGAACGUCUGCGGCAGAGGACAAAUGGUCAGAAAAGGCCGUCAAAAGCUUAGUUAAAAAGUUAAAGAAAAGUGGAGCUCUCGAGGAGUUAGAAAAAGCCAUAUCUAGCCAAAAUAGCCAUACUAAAUGCGUCACGAUACCCAGAGUAAAACCAAAUGAUAACAUAAAUGGUCAGUACAGAAAAGGCUUGCCGCAUGUUAUCUACUGCAGGCUGUGGCGUUGGCCGCAGCUACAAAGCCAACACGAAUUGAAGCCCGUAGAUCAUUGCGCCUACGCGUAUCAAUUGAAGAAAGACGAGGUCUGCAUCAACCCAUACCACUACAAUAAAAUCGAUUCGCCUGCCCUACCGCCAAUAUUGGUGCCCCGCUGCGCGGAGGGCGAGGUCCGCGCGCCGCCUCCCUACACGGACUACCACCAGCCGCAUCACGAGCACACCGACGCCCUGUCGCUGAGCGUGAUGCAGAGUGGGGGCGUGGUGGGCGUCGGCGCGCACAGCGCCCUCUACCUCGAGGCUACGCUCGCGCAACAGGUGCCAGGCAACACCACGGUGCAUGUGAGUUCUUCAACAGUGGAGACACCUCCUCCAGGCUACAUGAGCGAAGACGGCGACCCGAUGGACCACAAUGACAACAUGAACCUGACGCGGCUGACCCCGUCUCCGCCCGGCAUGGUGACGGAGGCGGCGCCCGUUCUGUACCACGAGCCGGCUUUCUGGUGCAGCAUCAGCUACUACGAGCUGAACACGCGCGUCGGCGAGACCUUCCACGCCUCGCAGCCCUCCAUCACCGUGGACGGCUUCACCGACCCCAGCAACAGCGAGAGGUUCUGCUUGGGUUUGUUGUCAAAUGUGAACAGAAACGAAGUAGUGGAACAAACCCGCCGUCACAUCGGAAAAGGAGUCAGACUGUAUUAUAUCGGAGGCGAGGUAUUUGCUGAGUGUCUUAGUGACUCGUCGAUUUUCGUACAAAGCCCUAAUUGCAACCAGCGCUAUGGAUGGCAUCCCGCCACAGUCUGCAAAAUACCACCUGGAUGCAAUUUGAAGAUCUUCAACAACCAGGAGUUCGCCGCGCUGCUAUCGCAAUCUGUGUCGCAAGGUUUCGAGGCAGUUUUCCAGCUGACGCGUAUGUGCACGAUACGGAUGAGCUUCGUUAAGGGAUGGGGCGCGGAGUACAGGAGACAAACAGUGACUUCCACUCCAUGGGCAGCCCACGUUUGCCCUGCUCUUCAAUGUCCUAGAUGGAAAUUGCAUGGGGUGAAGAAUUUGGAAAUUGUC